Molecule: messenger RNA, 2163 nt
Organism: Manacus vitellinus (golden-collared manakin)
Lineage: Eukaryota; Metazoa; Chordata; Aves; Passeriformes; Pipridae
Gene: CLTB
Product: clathrin light chain B
Exons: 5
Coding region: 1-534 (177 amino acids)
Biological process (GO): intracellular protein transport; clathrin coat assembly; clathrin-dependent endocytosis
Cellular component (GO): postsynaptic endocytic zone cytoplasmic component; clathrin coat of coated pit; plasma membrane
Molecular function (GO): structural molecule activity; clathrin heavy chain binding
Source: RefSeq, a predicted model, not a curated record
AUGGAGUAUUUCCAUGGGCCCUGUCCCUGGAGAGUUGUCUCAGCACUCAGCCAGCAGCUUCUGUGUCCAUCAGCAGCCUCUGCAGCUGGUUUCCAGAAUGGAGGAGCCACUGUCAACGGAGAUGUGUUUCAGGAGUCCAACGGCCCCACGGAUGCCUACGCAGCCAUAGCCAAGGCUGACCGGCUGACCCAGGAACCCGAGAGCAUCCGCAAGUGGAGGGAGGAGCAGAAGAAGCGCCUGGAGGAGCUGGAUGCAGCAUCGAAGGUGACUGAGCAGGAAUGGCGUGAGAAGGCCAAGAAGGACCUGGAGGAGUGGAACCUCCGUCAGAAUGAGCAGAUGGAGAAGAACCGGGCAAACAACAGGGCAUCGGAGGAGGCAUUCCUGAAGGAGUCCAAGGAGGAGACCCCGGGCUCUGAGUGGGAGAAGGUGGCCCAGCUGUGUGAUUUCAACCCCAAGAGCAGCAAGCAGAGCAAGGAUGUCUCGCGGAUGCGCUCGGUGCUCAUCUCCCUGAAACAGACGCCCCUGUCCCGCUAGCUGUGCCUGGCACAGCUGGGAGCACUGCGGGCACGGCCGGGAUCACCGAGUCGGGUGGCUCCAGGGGCCAGCCCAGGACAGGCCUCCCACUGCCUGCUCCCUGGCCUGCACCUCGGCUGUGCUCGAGUCACUGGUUGUAACUCUCCCCAUGGUUUUCCUUUGCUUAAAAGGUGCAUCGGUCUCUUUUUACACUUAUUUAUAAAUCACUGUGGCAUUUCCCUGGGAAGCGGCACUGGGUGGCAGAGCUGAGUUAAGGAGGAAGCCCUGGCCCAGGGUCUGCAGGAGCCUGGCUGAGUGAGCAGGGAAUAUCUCACUCUGUGUUCCCACCUCACCCCUGUGCUGGGAAUAAAACUGCCUGUGGCUGUCCUGGCAGCCCUGUGUUCAGGCCUCGGUCCUAUCCCUGAGGCAGGGAUCCCAGUGGGGUCCAGCCUGGUUGUGCACCCCAAAAAGCUGAUGGAGUUCCAGCAUCAGUGUCCCAUCUGUCCUGCAGUCCUGGCAGUACAGUGCUGCAGGGCACUGGAGAAGGGUCAGGGGGUGAGUGUGCAGGAAGUUUUCUGUCCCUCUCUCAUGACCACCAGCAGUUGGGAAUGUGGGAUGCCAGGCUUUGAGAGCCCUUGGCUUUGCUCUGCUCCUUCCUCUGCUACUAGAAGGGGAGAUGGAGGCUGUGUGGUUGCAGGGAAGGAGGUAGGAAGGUCCAGCUGCUGUGGGGCAGGUCAAGCUCUCCCAGCUUCCUAACCCAGGAUGGAGGGUUGGGCAGAGUUCUGGUGCUGGGGCUUGUCCUGUCCCUGAGAACAACCUGCACAUCUGUCUGCAGCUGCUCUGCCCCCUGGCUUUGCCCACCUAAGGCAUCGUGGGGAGAUGCCUCAGUCCCGCUCCCCGCCUGAACACUGGCUUUCUCUCCUCUGCUUGGCAGGGCUGGCACCAGCCCUGGGAACCUGCACAACUCCUGAGUAGCAGGAGAGGGACAGCCUUGAGCUUGUGCCCUGCAUCUGGGAGCUUGGAAAGGGCUUGCAGCAGCUGGGGGAACAUGGAGCAGAGGCCACAAAACACUUGAGCCUCACUGCAGAGCCCUGCUCAGCUGGAAAUCAAGUGUGCAGAGCUGUCCUGCCCUGAAGUUGUGGCUCCAGAGACAGGAAUGUCACCUGUGCUGCUGCUGCUGCAGCCAUCAGGGGGAUGGUGAGGCACCUGUGGCUCUGGGGCACAGGCUUAGCAGUGGGCUGGGAAGGGAAAUGGGUGCAUAGGGAGUCACUUGGUGGUGUGUGUUGGGAUUGUGCCCCUCUGCCCAUAGAGCUGAUCACUCCUGCCUGGUCCCCCUGCCCUCCAGCAUGCGUAGGCACCUCUGCUGUGCUGCAGGACACCUUGGGACUUGGCUGCCUGCCUCUGCCUUUCCCUGCAGAGCAGUGGGAAGCACCUCUGGCUGCUUCUGGGGGGACAGCGUGCCCCCAUCCCAUGCUCUGUUCCUCCAGGCCCCGCAGGCAGCCAGGCCCCUGGGUCCCCCAGCUGCCGUGUGCUCCAUGUGAGGCCGGGGCAGCUCCCGGGGAGCCGUGCCCACAGCUGUUCUACAUCCCCUCGGCUUUGGUUUCUGUGACUGUCCAAAUUAUCUGUUACAAUAAACCGACAUCUCCAAUC